Molecule: messenger RNA, 843 nt
Organism: Beta vulgaris subsp. vulgaris (sugar beet)
Lineage: Eukaryota; Viridiplantae; Streptophyta; Magnoliopsida; Caryophyllales; Amaranthaceae
Exons: 1
Coding region: 1-843 (280 amino acids)
Molecular function (GO): RNA-DNA hybrid ribonuclease activity; nucleic acid binding
Source: RefSeq, a predicted model, not a curated record
AUGGAUGUGUGGAAGGUUAUAUGGAGUGCCACGGUUUUACCAAGAGUGAAACUAUUCGCUUGGCGGGCAUGUCUUGACGCAUUGCCGACAAAGGUCGGUCUCCAUAGACGAGUCCCUGCAAUUAGUGCAUUGUGUGGGGUGUGUGGGGUGGCGGAAGAUUCAGCUCUUCAUUCUUUAGCCUUCUGUCCCUUGGCCCAAGGUAUAUGGGCAAGUAGUGAGAUUCGUCAAUGUGUGCCUCGGGGAUGCUUGUCUGUAGCAGAGUGGUUUGCGUACUGUUUUAAGUUGAUGGAUGACGGAGAAAUGUGUCUCUUUCUGACCACCUGUUGGGCGGUGUGGGGGGCGAGAUGCAAGAUGUCGAUCGAGGGUGAGAUGUCGCCCCCUAAUCAAACUGCAGCAUAUGCCGCUAAAACAUGUGCAGAGGCUCGCGAGGCUAUUGACGUGGUGAAGACAGCAGGUAAGAGUGUGGGGGCUGUCACGAGUCAGGUGAAAUGGCAAGCCCCGAGCGAUGGCUGGCUGAAGAUCAAUGUCGAUGCGGGGCAGGCUGGUGGGGGACUUUCGGGUCUGGGGGUUGUAUGCCGCGAUAUGGAGGGCUCCAUUUUGAGCUGCGCUGCUGUCCAGAUGCGUGCAAACUGGGAGGCGCCUAUUGCUGAAGCUCGCGCUGUCCUUGAAGGCGUGGUAAUGGCUAAAUCUUUGGGGCUACAGAAGGUGAUUAUUGAAAGUGAUUGUCAACGAGUUGUGCAAGCUCUACAAAAGCAGGAGAAGGGCUCUAGUAGUUUCAAUUUAAUUAUAGAUGAUAUUUUUUCUGUAAUUCCUUCAUCCCUUCAAGUUGUGGUCUUUUGUUAA